UUUCUGAGUGUCGAUAAAUCCGAUAUCGAUACGCAAAAACAACUCGCAUUCCAUUUCGAAGUUAUUUAUUUUAAUUUGUUGCAACAAAUAUCUGAAUUAUAGAGCAUAAAAAUGUUCCAGCCACGUCUGAGAUGCGGAUUCAUUUCUCUAUUUACACUGAUGGCGAUAUGCGCUGCCGCAACCCCGCACCCAAUGACGGACGUAGUGUUUUUGGCGCCGGGAACAUCCAUCGAUAUCACCGCCAAUUGGAAUGGGCCAAAUACGCUAAGGACAUACUGCUAUCCUGGUAAACCGCCCUCGCUACUCAGUUUAUUCGAAACGGUUGAGUUCUUUCUGGACAUCGGCAACGGUGACUAUACCGAAUAUGGCGGACGCACUCCAAAGGAGGUGCUGGAUCACUACAAUGAGCAGCGCUCACUCUUCAGCUUUACGCUCUUCUCGCAGAAGCGUCAACGGAUACAUCUGUCACCAUUUGAACCCGAGUGCAUUGGGGUUUCCUCCAGGCAGCCCUACAAUGUGAGACUCCGUCAUGCGCAGUUCGAUGUCUUGCGAUUUCUACAGUUUGGCUUGGGCGUCCUCGUCUUCUGCAGCAGCCGUACCUUGGCCAAGAACAGCAUAUUCUAUUAUUUGGCUGGCAUUGUGCUGGGUAUUUGCGGCUCGCUGCUGCUCAUCAUCUCUUUAACAUCAAAACUUUUCCCCAGACGACCCAUGAUGUAUGGCGUCCUGAUUGGUGGCUGGACAAUUGGAGUAUAUAUACUCAAGCAGUUGGCCGACAACAUGUGUCUAAUCCUAUUGACCUAUCGCGACUAUGUGGUUUGGUAUUUGAUAAUAACCAGCCUCAUCUCAUUCCUCGUCUGCUACCGCAUCGGCCCACCUAAGAAUAGUCGCUCCCAGAACAUCAUCAUGUGGCUGCUCCAGGCGGUUGGUGGGGGUCUGGCCUACUUUAGUAGCUGGAAUUCUAGUGGAGUUAUUUUUCUGAUAGUCUCUGCCUUUGCGGCAUACUAUUUUCCACAAUCGCUCGUGGUAUAUGGGAAAUCGCUCUAUCGACGCCGCUUUCCGCCCAAGCGGCGCCUGCUCACACAAGAAGAGUACUACCAGCAGACGGUAAACGAGACACAAAAGUCACUGGCGGAGCUGCGCGAGUUCGUCAACAGCCCCAACUGCAAUCAGUGGAACAUAAUGAGCAACCUACGCAAUCCCAUUCGCUUCGCUUCCUUUGCCAAUGGGGAACCACAUUUGUUCGAUGAAGAGAUCGAGGACUACUCACGCACCAUAGAAGAGUCAAUGGAGGCUGCCGUCCAGAACGAGGCCGAGGACUAUCUGCAGUGCAGCAUGCACUACCGGCCCUUGUCCAACAAUGGGUUCAACGUCAGCCAGGAUCAUCGUCGUCGGCCGCCUAUGCCCCCUCCAUUCACCGGCCUACCAACGAGACACGCUACGUGCGAACAUUCAGCAGGCCUAUGAGUCUGAUAGCGAUGACGACGAAUACACGGAGCAGGACUAAGACCAAACAGGAGAAAAACGAAAAGAGCCGAUCCACACGAAUCAAGAGACUCAUUAGACUAAGAUAAGAUUAAAUGCUUAAUCAUAAUGAAUGCCAAAUAAGGAGAAGUCAUAGAGAUAUACACCUCAAACGCAUGCGAUCAUUUUCAAUUCAUUUUCAGAAUUGUCUCGUACCAAAUAGCUACAUAUAAACGAAAAUGAGUACUUACUUAAUAUUUCGCGACUAGCCAUUGGAACCGACCUCUACAAUUAUUUUCCGAAAGAGUAUCUUGCUUUUCUUUAGACUGACUGACUAAAUACACAUGAUUUAAUUCAAUAACUGACCUCAACCAGACACAUACAUACAAUCAGUUAUUAACCACCAUUUACUUAACAAUGAUUUGCUAAAACGCACUGUAUUUCUCCACUCAGUAUAGUUCUUAACUUUAUUUCCGGAUAUUGUUUUACUGGACCCGAGUAUCUGUAAAUUUUCAUUGUACAAAAGAAAUUAUUUUCGGAAUAAAUCGAAAUUUGGACUUUA
This is a messenger RNA of Drosophila pseudoobscura, 2023 nucleotides long. RefSeq names its product nuclear envelope integral membrane protein 1-like. Lineage: Eukaryota; Metazoa; Arthropoda; Insecta; Diptera; Drosophilidae. Gene Ontology annotation, cellular component: nuclear envelope. The record is from RefSeq and is a predicted model, not a curated record. Bases 112 to 1464 code for a protein of 450 amino acids. The transcript has 2 exons.